AUGGCCGAUGUCGAAUCAUCAAGUGCUGUCCAACAGCAGCCACCAUCUUCGACUACCAACAUUAUUCCUCUUUUAGCUGCUGCGGAGAUUCUAAGUGAUAACAGCACUACCGCUUCGACAUCCAAUUUGUCACAACAGGCAAAUAUGCAGUCGAAUAGUGCAUCAAACAGUGGCGGUGCCUCUAACACACCCUCUGAUGAACCCCCAACUAAAAAACAAAUGCUAGAUAAUCCAUCGACUUCCUCCUCGAUGUCGGUACCCCCAUCAGCGGUUUGUGAGAAACUUGAAAGUCGUUUAGGCGGAAUUUUAUGCUGUGCCGUCUGUUUGGAUUUGCCAAAAACUGCAAUGUAUCAGUGUCAAAUGGGUCAUCUUAUGUGCGCAGCUUGUUUCACCCAUUUAUUGGCAGAUGCUCGUUUAAGAGAACAAAUUGCUACUUGUCCCAACUGCCGCGUUGAAAUAUCUAAAAGCACAGCAUCUCGUAAUUUGGCAGUGGAAAAGGCGGCAUCUGAACUUCCGAGCGAGUGUCAGUAUUGCAAUAAGGAGUUUCCUUACAAGUCUUUGGAUCGUCAUGAACAAUACGAAUGCUGCGAACGCCCGACUAACUGCAAAUAUUCACGUAUUGGCUGUCAAUGGCGAGGACCUAAUCAUGAGACUACUGAGCACGAGCGAAAUUGCUUGCACCCAAAUAAAUCUGGAUAUGAAGUAAUAUCAGCACUUGAGUCCCACGAUGCCAAAAUAAAAGAGGAAAAGAAAAUGUUCAACACGCUUAUUGAUCUCUUAAGCUAUGAAAAAAUUAUAUUCAACGAUUUGCAAAUGAAACCCUAUCGUACGGACGAGUACGUCCAUAAACUUUUUUAUGAAACCGCUCGCUUCUCUGCAUUCAAUCAUCAGUGGGUGGUGAAGGCACGAAUCAAUAAUAGUCAACGGGAUCCCCAUCAAUCCAAUGAACGUAAUAUUACUUAUCAGCUUAUUUUGAAAUCAAAAACUAGUACUCCAAUGAGUAUACAUUUCUUUGCUCUAAAGGGACCCUUUUCUGACAUGAAAGUUGGAACUCAAAUAUAUAAACAUGAUUUUACAGAACAGAGUACAGAGAGUGAUUAUUACCUUUUACCUUUGCCUGAUAGCAACGAAUGUAACCGCCUAUUGUCCAAUAAAGGCAUUAAUUUCCGUCUCUUGAUGUUCUUGCUUAACAAAUAAGGACUUUGCUUUGGAAUC
Musca vetustissima is the source of this 1215-nucleotide messenger RNA. Its product is annotated as zinc finger TRAF-type-containing protein 1 homolog. The transcript has 9 exons. Gene Ontology annotation, cellular component: nucleus. Bases 1 to 1197 code for a protein of 398 amino acids. Lineage: Eukaryota; Metazoa; Arthropoda; Insecta; Diptera; Muscidae. The record is from RefSeq and is a predicted model, not a curated record.